Molecule: messenger RNA, 1757 nt
Organism: Cylas formicarius (sweet potato weevil)
Lineage: Eukaryota; Metazoa; Arthropoda; Insecta; Coleoptera; Brentidae
Exons: 7
Coding region: 87-1592 (501 amino acids)
Molecular function (GO): protein binding
Source: RefSeq, a predicted model, not a curated record
UGUGCGACAUUGAAAUGAUGCACUUCCUUUAACGGUGCCGCUUUUUUUUCAUACUAUUUAUUAAAACUGUCGGGAGCGCAUCCGUUAUGUGUGCAUAUUUCAGUUAUUGUGCUUCCUUAUUUGUUUUGGUUAUUUUGCAUAUUCCGCACGCCAAGCGUGUUUGGGGCCAAACAGAAGAUUCUCCCACCACAUUAAAUUCGUCAUCAUCCUCCAUACCAUCUCCGACUCCUCCAUCCAGUAUUGAAAUAUUGGCUAUAUAUGUUAUACCUGGGAUUGGUAAUUCGAUCAGAGUGAUAUGGGGUGCUGAUACCGACAGAGAAAUGGGAAACUUUACUUUCGGAUUAUUUUACGGGGAAGAUGAAGGAGAGUUUAACUAUCCAAAGUUGACUACAUCCAACUUGAGCGUAAUAGUUGAAGAUCUCGAAUAUUGUACGAGAUAUAGUUUUGCUGUGACCUUGGAUGACGGUGGCGGCUUCGACAUAUCUAAAAUUAAUCCGAAUCUAGUAAGAAGUAUUGUAACUGGAAUUGAUCCUUUGGCAGCACCAACAAAUUUGACGAUCGAUUUGGAAACCCUGGAAUCUCCCUGUCUCGCAAUCAAGUGGUCAGCAGCAUGCUCAGAUGUGGUAUUUCCAGUCGGAUAUGUGCUUUCUGUUUUUGAGAAAAAUAUGUCUCGCUAUAAGAUUAUUACGUUUCCCCCCAACAAGCGGACGGAUUUAAUUUACAAGCUCGGCGUGUCUUACGGUGAUGAAUAUGAAGUUAGAGUGUCUAACAAUUUCCCUGGUGCCAAGGCCGUAGGACCUAUGAUGUACAAAGUACCGGCUUUUCUGCAGCCGUUCAAGGUCAAAGUUGCUGUCAAUGCCGAAGAAGGUGCAUUCAUGAUUUACUGGGAAGAACCGUUUGUGCCCAUACGAGUAGGAAGCUACUACUAUCAGUUUCCCAGUACCGAAGAGGAUGGGCAAACCAUAGCCCAAACAUACGAACAAAAGUGGAACUUUCUUCAUUGCUUAGGAGCCGUAGAUGGCAAGCACAUAAAUAUAAUACCACCUCCUAACAGCGGUUCUUUUUAUUGGAGUUAUAAAGCCAGACACAGUAUCGUAUUAAUGGCGAUCGCCAAUACGAAUUGUGAAUUCAUCAUGUGCGAUUGUGACACAAACGGAAGAGUAUCUGAUGGUGGCGUUAUAGAAAACACUCUAUUCUAUGAAAAGCUUAUAAGUGGAACUCUUAAAUUACCAAAUCCCUGUAAAACAAAUAAUAGUAAUGAAACAUUGCCCUACGUCUUCAUUGGAGAUGAUGCUUUCUCAUUUAGAAAUAUUUUUUUAAAACCAUUCAGCCAAAAAGAAUUGAAUAGAGAAAGAAGAAUAUUCAAUUAUAGUCUAUCCAGAGCACGCCGGGUAAUAGAAAAUGCAUUUGGAAUAAUGGUGGCCAGAUUCAGAAUCUUCCACACUGCAAUUAAUUUCAAAAUAGAAAAUAUUGAUAAAAUCGUUAUGACUUGCUGCAUUCUACAUAACAUUCUGAUUAGGAAGCGCCAUGAAAAUUACGCACCCUCAACUUGUUUUUAUUCAGAAGAUCAAGACUCAUUGAAAGUGGUUUAAAUACAAAACAGGCAUUUGAUAAUUUACAACGUGGACACAAACAGACAUGCAUCUGAAGAAGGAAAAAGAGUGCGUAAUUUAUUUAUGGCUAACUUUCAUAAUAAGGGAUCAGUACCCUGGCAACAAAACUUUGUCUAAAUCAUCUUGAAAUAAAUUUUUAAUCGC